Prunus armeniaca (apricot) is the source of this 657-nucleotide messenger RNA. NCBI's taxonomy places the organism in Eukaryota, Viridiplantae, Streptophyta, Magnoliopsida, Rosales, Rosaceae. The record is from the annotation of a GenBank genome assembly.
AUGCACCACCUACAUACCGAAUUCGCCAGGUGUGAAUUGUCCCCAUCAAUAGUUCAAGAUGUCGGAUGUACGCCCUCCAAACGAGCAUGGCAGUUACCGGGGGACCAGCCAUGGCAUGUGCCAUUCCCAUCUCCACCUCCGACUCCCAAUCAUGAUCCCACUUCAUCUGGAAGUGAGGCUGAGAGCAGUGAUCCGCUUGACAAAAUCUCAGCCGUCAAGCACGACCUCCAAUAUUUGUCUAAGGCAACAGAUUGGUGGGAGACUAAAUGUGAUAUUCAUGGCCAAGUUAUGGGAAAUUUGGCCAACAAGUUGAACAAAGCAUAUGCUGGAGAAGUGAAGCAAACUUUAAAAGCAAACAGUCGGAGCAAAGAGUUAGAGUCGUUGAAGUUGAAAUUGGAAGAGAUAAAGAAAAAUGCCGUCGAUAAAUUCACCAAAUCUGAAGAAUAUAACCAUGAAAUGGUUGAAUGUUUCAACAACGGCUUCGAAAUGUUCCGAGAUUAUGCGUCGGUCAUCUCACCAGACUACAAUUGGAGUGAAAUUGAUGUACCUGGUGUCUGGCAGGUGCUGAAUAUGGGUGCUGAGGGAAUGGCUCAUCAUAGCCUCGUGCAUGCAGCGAGGAGAAAGCCCAAAGACAUUGAUCUUUUCAUGGACCUGUAG